AGGAGCUGAGAAAGCUGCAGAAAGAAGGUGAGGGGAAAUGGGGGAUGAAAAGGGACAAAGUGGAAGGACGUAAGACAAAAAAUUGUGAAAAGGGGACUGGAAAGAGGGUGUUGGUGACAGAAAAUGGAGCAAGAGGGGAAAGGACUGGAGAGGGAAAUGAGGGACAGAAAUGGAAGGGACAGAGGUGGCAGGAACUGGAGGAAGGAGGUGACAGAAAUGGGAGAAACCCUGGAGAAAAAAGAUAAGGAGGGAGGAAAUGGUGACACGUGACAGAAAAUGCGGGGCUGAGGGUGGAAAAAGGGGAUGAGAAUGGAAAAAGUGGAAGAGGAUGGAAAAAGGGGAAGAGGAUGACAAAGGCAACAGGAAGGGACAAGCCAGUGCCCACCAUCAUCAUCCCCUGUGUCUCCCCCAUGUACCCAUGUCCCCACCAUGUCCCUCCAGGCUGCAGUGAUGGACCUGGACCCACGCAGUGAGGAGCUCUACGGCCAAGAACCCCCAAGACCACCAUGUGUCCCAGUGUCCCCCCGCCCCAGGGACAAGGUGGUCUCAGGUGUCCCCAGGAGAGGCAGUGUCCCUGUGUCCUGCCCAGUUCCCCCCUCAGGUCCCCCUGGGAGGAUCCCACAGCUGGAGGCACUGCUGAGGCAGGUGCACAGCGUGCAGACAGUCCGUGAGGCCACGACACAGGAGCUGGUGAAGGCACAAGACUGCAGUGAGGGGUUGCGCCAGCACCUGGAGCAGCUGGAGCAGCAUAAGGAGGCACUGGAGAGGUCCUGGCAGCAGGUGCAGGAGUCACUGCAGAGAGCGCAGCUGCAAGGGAAGGAGGUGGAUGCAAAAAGUCAGAGGCGCUGCGGGCUCUGCCUGGAGAAGCAGCAGGACCUGGAGGGGACAAAGCAGCAGUGGGAGCAGCUGCAAAACCUGCGCCGGGGACACAGAUGGCAGCACUGCCAGCAGCUCGAGGCCAUCAUGGAGGAGCUCAAGCAGCUGCGUGUCACAUACGCUCCAGCCCACCUGGAGGCUGAACUGGUGCAGCUGGAGAAGAUGGAGGAGAAGUGGCUGAGCUGGGAGCGCCGUGUGAUGGAUGCCGAGGAGCAGCUGGGCCCAGAGGCACCUGUGCUCAGGCGAUUGGUGCAGCAGGAGCAGGAGGGGGCGGGGCAACAGCUGGAGGUGGAGCUGGGCCGGCAGCAGCUGAGCCUGCAGCGCCGUGACAGGUUGGCAGAGGAGCUGCAGAUGCUGCAGCGCCCCCAGGAGGCUCUCCCAGAGUGACAGGGGACGAGAUGGACACACCCCAUGGGACACCUGUGGCACCUGCGUGACACCUCUGUGUGUUACCUGCGGGCCACCUGUGUCCUGCCAUGUUCUUAUGUCCCCCAUUCCCCAUUGUCCUCCCCUCCAUGUCCCCCUCAGGUCCCCAAGGCUUCCCUGUAUCCCCCAGUCCUCUCAAGUUCCCCCCAUCCUCCCCAUAUUCCCCAAUUGUCCCUCAUGUC
Messenger RNA from Onychostruthus taczanowskii (white-rumped snowfinch), 1484 nucleotides. RefSeq names its product involucrin-like. NCBI's taxonomy places the organism in Eukaryota, Metazoa, Chordata, Aves, Passeriformes, Passeridae. Gene Ontology annotation, biological process: synaptonemal complex assembly. Bases 430 to 1263 code for a protein of 277 amino acids. Gene Ontology annotation, cellular component: synaptonemal complex. The record is from RefSeq and is a predicted model, not a curated record. The transcript is spliced from 10 exons.